Messenger RNA from Knipowitschia caucasica, 375 nucleotides. The record is from the annotation of a GenBank genome assembly. Lineage: Eukaryota; Metazoa; Chordata; Actinopteri; Gobiiformes; Gobiidae.
AUGGAGAGCUCCGAGCGGGGGCAGCGCAGCGAGGAAGACCCGGAGUAUGAGGAUGAAGAGGUGGACCCGAGGAUACAGGGCGAGCUGGAGAAACUCAACCAGUCGACGGACGACAUCAACAGGUGUGAGACGGAGCUGGAGAGACAGAGCCGAGUGCUGGACCGUCCUCGGCCUCUGGACCGUUCUCGGCUCCGGGACCGUCCUCGGCUCCUGGACCGUCCUCGGCUCCUGGACCGUCCUCUGCUGCUGGUUCUUCCUCUGCUGCCGGUCGUUCCCCUGCUGCUGCACCUACAGGUCCACAAAGGAAGAGAGCGAGGAAGCGCACCACCCAGGACACCUCCGCCCAGGAGCUAUCGCGCUUGGAGCUGGAGCUGA